AUGACCGACUCUCCCAUUCCAAAGGGCCAACACAUCGCGCACACCCUUCUCGCCCGCGCCCACUCCCCCGACACAGCAGCCCAACAAUUUACCGAGCGCGUUAAGCAAAAACCACUCUACCUCCGCCCAACCUCGCCCUCCGCCCAGGACAACCGAUCCAGACGCCGCCUCCACCGUCUCCGCAAGAAAGAAUACUUCGUCCGCCACCAGCGCCCGCGCCCCUUAUCUGCGCGCGAAAAGCGCACCUCAGGCCUCUACGACCUGCCCAAAGAUGAAUGCAAGCACGCCAUCUUCAAGGGACUGCAUGCGCUGUGGGUUGGGUAUAUGCAGGAAGUCCUCGAUCUCAAAUCCGAAGGCAGGAGCGGGCUGGUGACGCCGGCGUCGCAUGGAGCCAAGCUUGUUAGUGCUGAUUUCCACGGAGCGGAGGUGGAGGUUGUGCGCAGUCGUUGCGCUAGUCGGGUUGGCGUGAAGGGCAUUGUGGCGCGGGAUACGAAGUUUACCUUUGAGGUUGUUACGGAGAAGGAUGAAUUGAAAAGUUAG
Molecule: messenger RNA, 540 nt
Organism: Penicillium odoratum
Lineage: Eukaryota; Fungi; Ascomycota; Eurotiomycetes; Eurotiales; Aspergillaceae
Product: RNase P/RNase MRP complex subunit
Exons: 1
Coding region: 1-540 (179 amino acids)
Biological process (GO): rRNA processing; tRNA 5'-leader removal
Cellular component (GO): ribonuclease P complex; ribonuclease MRP complex
Molecular function (GO): ribonuclease P RNA binding
Source: RefSeq, a predicted model, not a curated record